UCAGCUCCUUGCUUCCCACUCCAAGCCAAAUAUAUAUGCCUUUCUUCGUUCUCAUUUGAAUGUACCUCCAUUUCCUGGAGCUAGACUCCUCUCGCCGAUUUGUCGGGUACCCAGACAAUAAAGGUCGCCGUCUUUCUCCGGCUACAGCUUCUAUUAACUCGGAGAUUCUGGGGUUUCAUAGAAGUUGACCGAAUCCAGGAACGAUCAAGUGAUAAAGAAAAGGGAUGAUUGAAUUCGAAGAGAGAGCAAAGAUGAUACCGUUCUCUUAUUGAUCUUUUUUUAUCAGAUCUCCGACUAUCCCCCGCGUGAUGGAAAGGAUCUGUGGAAGAAGAAUGAGAAGAGAUGGAUCAAAUAGCGAGCUGGUAGACGGAGAAGUCAGAAAGCUAAGUCGCCCUAGUCUAAUCUGGUUAUGCCCUAGCAGCCGCCCGCCGGGUUCGUGAGUUCUGCAAGAUUUGAUUUUCUGUUAUUUGAUUCUUUUGCGGUGGUUUCAGUUUUUGCUUCGGGGUCCUGGUGGGGAGAUGGAUCCGAUUCCACUUAGAGAUAUAAGGGCUUUUGGGGGAUUUCUGGAUGGUGGUAUGUUUCGUGUUGGUACUUCGUCUGUAGCGGCAUUAAUUCUGGAUGGGGAGAGCGGUGAGCUGGUUCAAGCGCCGGUUAAGCUGGGGAAGAGGGGAGGAGGAGGCGUUGCUGAUGCGAGGUCAGCAAUGGCUUUGAAGAGUCAUAGCGAGGCUGAGAGGAGGAGGAGGGAGAGGAUUAAUGGCCAUCUUUCUACGCUCAGGAGGAUGACUCCGUGCGCUGAUAAGUUGGACAAAGCUGGGCUGCUUGCUGAAGUGAUUAACCACAUUAAGAAUUUGAAGAGUGAUGCUGUCGAGAUUGGGAAAUUUUGUACCAUUCCAUCUGACACUGACGAACUGAAGGUUGAGGUCGAUGGUGUGGGUGCAAGCAACAACAGCUUAUCAAUCAAAGCAUCCUUCUGCUGUGAUGACCGUCUGGGACUUCUAGCAGAUUUAAAGCAUACUCUGGAGUCUUUACAGCUAAAGACUAUAAGUGCUGAGAUCUCAUCUCUUGGUGGCAGAGUCAAAUUUGUCUUUGUGAUGACUGGUGAAGGACUUAAUAAUGAUCUUGAGAGGCAUUUAUUGAUAACAACUAUUCACCAGGCUCUCAAAUCUGUACUUUACCGGGCUAGUUCCAUGGAUUUACUGCCAAAUGCCUGCUUUCCUGGCAAGAAGCGCAGGAUUUCACUAUUCGAAUCUUCAUCUUCUUCUUCAUGAGAUAUAAAUAUACUUUGUUGGAAUAUUUGGGGUUAUGUUUUAGAUAAAGGGAAGUGAGAGAAAUCAAAUUAAAGUUCGAACAGCCAUUGAAUUCAGAUUUUUGAAUUCAUUUUCAUGUCCUUAACACCCAUAUUCCUUGCAUCCAAACAUGAUCUUGGUGAUAUUUCUGGGUUUCAAGUGUUUGUUGGAAUGCUUUGGAUUGCUGUGAUCAUCAAUGCUGAGGUUGAUGAAAAGAGUCUUUGCCGGGCAUGCGAGGCAAGGUUUUGUUAGAGGGGGGAUAAGUUUGCAUUUUAGUCAUGAAGUUAAGCAUUAAGGCACUGAUUAAGGUGUUUACUACUACUGGAGUUUUAAACAUCCUAUAUGUGAUAGAAAUAUAACUAUCAAUUAAGAUUUGGGAUUCUUAUAGGGUGCUUCAAAAGUCCUAUAUGAUCUUGUUUAGGGGAAAUUGUUUUUCUUGGUUUCUUUCUGUAGGCCGAGGUCAGGCGAUAAAUUCCAUCCUAUUGGUCUUCUAAACAAAAUUAAUACUUACGUGGAAGGUAUGAUUGCUGCAGUAGGAGAGAGUGAAGCUCAGGUUGCCUACAAUUUGUUUUCUUAAGCUUUUGUUGAGAUUUGGAUCAUAAAUAAUGUAUAUUACUGUGAUUUUUCUCUUUACUUUUUAGUUUUGCA
Molecule: messenger RNA, 1934 nt
Organism: Phalaenopsis equestris
Lineage: Eukaryota; Viridiplantae; Streptophyta; Magnoliopsida; Asparagales; Orchidaceae
Product: transcription factor bHLH30-like
Exons: 2
Coding region: 519-1268 (249 amino acids)
Biological process (GO): regulation of DNA-templated transcription
Molecular function (GO): protein dimerization activity; DNA-binding transcription factor activity
Source: RefSeq, a predicted model, not a curated record